UAAAGUCUAGGUUCUGUGGGAGACGUGAGCCUCCUGGUUUCUCAACAAUAGCCCCUCUGAUUUCCCAUGAGUCUCCGCGCUUCAUGCCGCGGUGAGCGUGUCUGUCUGAAUCAACACUGAUGUUGUUAGUAAAUAUUUCGAGAUUUUAAAAGAUGUCUGAGCUGUUUAUGGAAUGUGAAGAGGAGGAGUUGGAGCCGUGGCAGAAGGCAGUACCCGAAAUCAAUCUAAUAGAUCUGGUUGAUGACGAGGAUGAUGAUGAUGAACCAAUAUUUGUCGGUGAAAUCUGUAGCUCCAAGCCUGCGGCCAGUACAAGACCAGGUGCCGUUAACCAACAGAACCAGCGAAAUGUCCCGGUUCAAAACCCCUCGAUGGUGGCAGCAUCACAAAAGACUCCCCAAACCCUGCCGAACCCUGCAAUGUUGGCUACAGGUCAUACACUCAUGGUCAGAGGCUCAGCCCCAUCAGGUGGUAACCCCAUCCUCAUCCCUCUCAACACAACUCUAGGACCUCAAACAGCCCCUCAACCCAUCAUCAUUAACAAUCAGGGUUACAUUGUGGCGUCACCACAGAAUCUCAACAGCAACACCUCGUUUAUCAGCUCUUUGGGGUCACAGUAUCCACCAGGAACCACUUUCACUGUUGUGCCAGCAGCAGGUCAGCAGAUAGUUUCACAGGUCAGUGCUGCACCAAAGCCAGGGGUCAUUCACAGGCCUCAAGUGCAGCUCAUCCAGGACAAUGUGGUGACCUUGUCCAACGUACAGGCCCCAGCUAACCUUUCUUCUCAAUCCCACACUACUUCAAUCUCUCAAAACACACCAGCCAUCACCCCAAUACUAGUUAAACAAAAAACGUUAUCCCUGCAACCUAUGAACAGUAGAGAUAAUGGCACAAGGAUAAAUGACACAAACAACAGUGUGUCCAAAGGAGCUGGAGAAAAUGAUUUUUCCGCCAGAAAGAAAUGUCCUAGGUGUCAAAAUGUGUUUGGCUUUCAGCAUUUAAAAAGUCACAUGAAGAUCUGCUGCCCUGAAUUGUUGGAUUCUGUGUUCCCCUCUACAUCAAAGCCUGACAAACAAGCCAAUUCACCGAAAGUCAUUGAGACUGACAAAGGCAAAAUGAUCAUGCUGGUUUCAGACUUCUACUAUGGGAAAUGUGAAGGGGAUUCAUCUCUGAUUUCCAAGUUCAAGUCCAACACCACAUUCAAGUGCAACAGCUGUUUGAAAAUGCUAAAGAACAAUAUCAGGUUCAUGAACCACAUGAAACAUCACCUGGAGUUGGAGAAGCAGAACAGUGAGAGCUGGGAGAGUCACACUACAUGUCAGCACUGUUACCGGCAGUAUUCAACUCCCUUUCAACUACAGUGCCACAUAGAGAGCGCCCACAGUCCCUUUGAGUCCACCACCAACUGUAAAAUAUGUGAAUUGGCUUUUGAGACGGAGCAAGUGCUUCUAGAGCACAUGAGGGACAAUCACAAACCUGGAGAGAUGCCCUAUGCCUGUCAGGUUUGUAACUACAGGUCCUCCUUCUUCUCUGAUGUGGAUAACCAUUUCCGCACAGUUCAUGAAAACACUAAAGACCUGCUUUGUCCCUUUUGCCUGAAAGUCCUUCGCAGUGGCCAUAUGUAUAUGCAACACUACAUGAGACAUCAAAAAAAGGGGAUUCAAAGAUGUGGGAAGUGCAGAUUAAAUUUCCUCACCUACAAGGAAAAAGUGGAACACAAAACACACUUCCAUCGAACCUAUAGGAAGCCAAGAAACCUUGAAGGAUUGCCUCCAGGAACCAAGGUGACAAUUCGGGCCUCAGUUUCUGGUGCACCAAUGUGUUCUGAUGUUUCAAGCAAAUCCUACAUCAUACCCACAAGUCCUGAAAUGGCCAAACAACCCGUCAGACCACCAGCAAACACAACCAAACCAAACUUAAAUGGAGGAAGGGCAAAGACCACAAGCCAAUUCAGCUUUAACCGAACCAUCCACAAUAAUGAGCUUAAACGUUUGAAACUUCCAAGAGGAGGACAUAAGUGUGUCGAGUGUCUCUCAGAGGUUAUGGACCCUUACGUUCAUUAUCCUUUAUCGCUGAGGUGCACUAUAUGCAAGUUUAGAUCAAGUUGCCAGAAGGCCUUCAGACAGCAUAUGGUCAGAUUCCACAGCAUUUCUUCAAAAGUACGGUUUGGCAAAGAGAGGAAGGCUCCACGUGGGUUGCGGAGUCUAACACUGGUGUGUCUCAAGUGUGACUUUCUGGCAGAUGCCUCUGGCGCUGACCAGAUGACCGAACAUUUGCUCAGCAGGCCAAACCACUCCUGCCAGGUCAUCAUGGAGCCAGUUACCAAUGGAGGAUCAGAAAUAAACAGGUCACUGGAAACCCACGAUGACUCCAAACAACUCCUUCCCAUUAAAUCAGAUACUGAGGCUAGAGAUGAGACGGAACCCAUUGAGAUCAGUGAUGUGCAAGCUAUACCAAACGAGGACAACGUAACGGAGGAUGUGUCAGAGGUUCUUGGAGCUGACAAAAGUGACCCAGACGAGGUGAAGGAUGACAAAAAGGGGGCCACUCUUGAUGUGUCAGAGGAGGAAUCACCCAAGAGCCUUUCCCCUCACUCACCCUCUAAGGCUCCUGUCAGCCCUAUUUCUGCCCUCCCAGGUGAAGGUGGCAUAACUCCCACUGAUUUUCUCUGUAAAACGGAUGGAAUUGAUUCUGUUAACACAGACUCGCAACUGGAACCUCUCACUCCUUCCAAGGUCCUUGAGGACGAUGCCACUGAGAACUCGCAAGUGGAAAUGGAUGGUUAACUGCAACAAACAAGACUGAGAAUCCCCUGAAACAUCGUGAGACUCUAUACGCAGCAAAGUUUCUCACUGACUCGCUCUCCAUCUCCCCCUUUUUUAUAUAAAAUAUGCAUUAAUAGGAACUUUGUUUCCUGGACCCAAAAUGAGGUGAAAUCAAUACUGUGCUAAAACAUGACUUUAAAAUCUUAUACUGUACGAAUACAAUAUUUCUCUACUAGUGUAAGGAUUGUAAAGAAGCGCCCUCUAGAUUGAAACUGAGUUGUGAAGGCAGCAAUGUGAAUGUUCUUCUCUACAUAUGAUUAUUUUAUAGUCCUUCUGUCUGCAGUUGUGGUGUCCAUUUGGACUACAGAUGAUCACACAAAACAGAGACAUAAAACGAAUGAACUUGG
Rhinichthys klamathensis goyatoka is the source of this 3169-nucleotide messenger RNA. It is a transcript of the gene znf280d, whose product is annotated as zinc finger protein 280D. The transcript is spliced from 18 exons. Gene Ontology annotation, molecular function: RNA polymerase II cis-regulatory region sequence-specific DNA binding; DNA-binding transcription factor activity, RNA polymerase II-specific. Gene Ontology annotation, biological process: regulation of DNA-templated transcription. NCBI's taxonomy places the organism in Eukaryota, Metazoa, Chordata, Actinopteri, Cypriniformes, Leuciscidae. The coding region runs from base 153 to 2783 and encodes 876 amino acids. The record is from RefSeq and is a predicted model, not a curated record.